CUCUUUCUCUGACUGACACACCCACUGCCUUCGCCUUCGCCUUCGCCUUCGUCCCCAAUGGAAAAUUUCUCUCUUCUGCUACUCUUCCGCCGUAUACUCGCUCCUCCUCUCCGCGACUUCAAAGCUUUCUUCUUCUACAGACCCACCCACUGAGUUUUCAGCCACGAAAUGGCGAAUACGAGUGAGUUUCAGCCGAGUUUAGACGAAGGCUAGCACUAGCAGCAGGGUGGAUCGGAUUGGUUUUGGUUUUGGUUUUGUUUGUUUUUUCUUUUGUCGAUCGCUAUUAAUUUUUGGUCUUUGUUUUGAAUAUAUUUGUAAAAUUUCUUCUUGCCUCUCGCGCCGCAUGUUGGUCUUUUUAGUUUAUUGCAAUCUUCACCAAUACCACUGCAUCGUCCUGUGUCUGUAUGUCUCGUCGUCUCCCAUGUUGUCGCAGAAGAGAAACCCGGAUGAUGGAGAUGCUCCGGCUGAUGGUGACAAUCCCGAUGAUAAGCGUAGGAAGUUUAGUUUGAUGAGUGUGGUUCGUGAUGCGUUGUCACUGCAAUCAAUGCAACAGUUAUUGGAGCCAGUCAUUCGUAAAGUGGUGAGGGAGGAGGUUGAAUUGGCACUAAGGAAGUACGUAACCAAUGUGCAAAGGAAUGAUGAAAAGGAUGGGAAAGCAAUCUAUUCUUCCGGGCCGAAAUGCUUUCAAUUGAAGUUUGCAGCUGAUAUGUCUCUCCCGGUUUUUACUGGAGCUCGAAUUGAAGGAAGAGAUGGUUCCAACUUGAAGGUGGCUUUGAUUGACAAACUAAGUGGGGAAAUCGUCGAUGCUGGACCUCAGUCCUCAGCCAAAGUGGAAAUUGUGGUGCUCGAGGGUGAUUUUGAGGGCGGAGGUGAUAAUAAUUGCACUAUAGAGGGGUUUAAGAAUAACAUUGUAAGAGAGAGGGAAGGAAAAAAACCACUUCUUACAGGAGAUACAUUUGUGAAUCUCAAAGAUGGCAUUGGUUUGGUAGGUGAGAUAUCCUUCUCUGAUAAUUCAAGCUGGACCAGAAGUCGUAGGUUCAGGCUGGGUGCAAGAAUUGUAGACGGCAAUGAUGGAACAAGAAUUCUAGAAGCAAAGACUGCAUCAUUUGUGGUCAGGGAUCACCGUGGAGAAUUGUACAAGAAGCACCACCCUCCAUCUCUGCAAGACGAAGUGUGGAGAUUGCAGAAAAUUAGUAAAGAUGGAGCCUUUCAUAAGCGCCUGAGCCAUAAAAACAUUGAGACGGUGCAGGAUUUCCUAACUCAACUUUAUGUAUAUCCUGCAAGGCUUCGUAAUAUUCUUGGCCCUGGUAUGUCUACCAAAAUGUGGGAUGCUACAAUUGAGCAUGCACAAACAUGUGUGCUCGAUAGGAAGAUUUACUUGUAUAAACCUCGUGAUUUGGAACAGAAAAGCGGCGUGGUUUUUAAUGUUGUUGGACAAGUGAUGGGGCUACUUUCAGAUUACCAGUACGUUCCCAUAGAUAAGCUAUCUGAAACUGAAAAGGUUGAUGCUCACAACUUGGUUAUCUCCGCAUACGAGCAUUGGGAAGAAGUUGACUCUAUUGAUGAUGAAACUUCUCUAGUAGGUGGUUCUUCUCAACCAGUCAGUUUCCUUUACACCCCAAGCUCACCAGCGGAAGACCAUUCUUAUGGUGGCAAGUACUUGGCUUCUCCAAAAUUUAGUGGCUUUGAUUUUACACCGUCAAAUGCCUAUUCUUCUGACCUUAUUUCAUCGAUGGGUUCCAUCGGGAGUGCUGGCGGUUUGGAUGAUCAUGCUUUGCAGGGUUUCGAUACUAUGGUUGUAAGAUAUGACCAGAUUCCAAGUUCCCCAAAUUUUGCUCACUCUUCUCUGAUCUGCGAUUCCGAACCACUAAAUUCAUCUUUCUAUGAUGUGGAUCAUCUCCAAGUUUUAGAGUCUGAUGUGCAAUGUAGCUCGAUUUUAGAAACACAAGCUACACUUCAAGGUGGCCCCUCAUCGUGGUCGCGUGCUCAAAUUAGAUGGACUCAGAUAUAUGGUGUGCUAAGAUGGUUCAUUUUGAUGAGAUCUGUUAUUAGAAGAAAUAAACGCGUAUUCGAGAGAUUCAACAGUACCGUACAGGGUCGGGGAAAGGAAAAAUUGGACUAUGGUUGAGACUGGAAAACCCAAAAUGUCCAGGUUAUGAAGAGAUGCAAGGGGGGUGUUGUUAUUUCAUAUGGAUGGGGCUGUGCAGUUUUUUCAUGUGUCUUGGCUUGCUGUGCACGUCUCUGAGCCAGAAGAAUUUUCUCUCUGAUUAAGUGUGUACAUUAUAUAGCAAUUUUCAACACUUUCAGAAAGUCUCUGGUUCGGUUGAUGGUUGAUCAUGAAUGAGGAUGCCCAAGAUGAUUAUCUUCGGUUCCUUUUUUUUUGCAGAUGUUUAUACAUCUCUGUACAAAAUAAACUCUCUUUCUGCCUCUUUUUUUGCAUUAGGAAUGGGAGGUUUUUAAAGUACUAGUGCAUAUAUUUUCUUCUCAAGGACUUGGUGUCUUGAGAGCAUUCACUUUUUCCUCCUUUUCAGUGCCUGUAGACUCUUUAUAAUCUUCUCUCUGCUGAGAGAGAAAAAAAAGCAAGAACUAAAGAGGUCAUUUUAUGUGCUCAGUUGUCUUCCCUGAUCCACCUCAUGAACCUAUUACUUCUCUGUAGUGAGAGUACGUUGAAAACGAAACUGUCUGAUGUCGAUUGCAAUGUUGCUUUGAUUGAUUUCAA
Messenger RNA from Momordica charantia (bitter melon), 2719 nucleotides. RefSeq names its product calmodulin-binding protein 60 A. Gene Ontology annotation, biological process: regulation of salicylic acid biosynthetic process. NCBI's taxonomy places the organism in Eukaryota, Viridiplantae, Streptophyta, Magnoliopsida, Cucurbitales, Cucurbitaceae. Gene Ontology annotation, cellular component: nucleus. The record is from RefSeq and is a predicted model, not a curated record. Gene Ontology annotation, molecular function: calmodulin binding; DNA-binding transcription factor activity; sequence-specific DNA binding.